Molecule: messenger RNA, 374 nt
Organism: Cetraspora pellucida
Lineage: Eukaryota; Fungi; Glomeromycota; Glomeromycetes; Diversisporales; Gigasporaceae
Source: the annotation of a GenBank genome assembly
ACGUUGUUGACAGUGAUGAUGAUGAUAAUUUAACUUAUUUUGGAGACCCUCUUCUCAUAAUUGAAUGGAAUGAAACUGGACUUGUUCAACGAAAUGUUCAAAAAAAUACUGUGGUGAAUUAUAUUCGUACAUUUCAAGGCUGCAAUCCCUUUCCAAGUGAUGGUCGACCUCCGUCGGAUUCUCUUUUCUAUAUUGUUGAUACGCCAAAUAUUCAUGCACAGCAAAUAAUCAAUAACAUUAUUUAUGGAUUACAACGAACGUACUUGCACAGAAAUAUACCUUCUUUAGGAAGGGUCUACACUGUAGUUGCGGAACGAAAAAAUAGAUUUGAAGCUACUGAAAUUUUUCCUGUUUUUUCCUUAAUUGCUUUUUAA